Molecule: messenger RNA, 20747 nt
Organism: Coregonus sp. 'balchen'
Lineage: Eukaryota; Metazoa; Chordata; Actinopteri; Salmoniformes; Salmonidae
Source: the annotation of a GenBank genome assembly
AUGAUAGUUUGUAAAGGUAAGUUAGGGUGCACAGAGGACACUCUAAUCAAAUAGAGUGGUCACCAGAAAGAAAAGAAUGAAGAGAGAUUUGGUGAGAAUAUCUUUAUUCAAAUUAAAGUCAAGGGCAAAAGUUAUGGGUGUGAGACCACAGCCUUUCCAGGUGCUGGAUGGAUGGCUGUGAUGGUGUGAUAUGAUUGUGGUGGCAGUCAGUGGGAGGAGGGGAAGGCUGUUGUUCUGCGGUUCACAGGUGUGUAGAUGAGAAGAAGAAGAGAGGGGGAUUCGCUAUAGUUCAGAUAAACAGAUGCAAAAGUUCUCCAUUAUUUUGAUGGUGCGUCUCAUCAUGCAAGUUCAAGAGCAGGGGGCAUUGAAGCUUUUCGGGUGUGUCACUCUCUGACUCCCUUUCCCUCCACCACCUCAACAGCUGGGAGAAAGGGAACGGCCAUCUAGAGGGGUCAGGGUGGGGCAGGGUUUUUUGGGAAGACUUGCCAUGUCGGUGGGGUCAACUUCGAGAGGUGAAUGGGGUGAUCCAGUGGCAUGGGAAAGUCACCCCGGAGCCUUGGUGAAAGGGAUGCAGGGAUGCAGGGGGGGCAUAAGAGGGGCAGAUGGCCCCUAUAGAGGGGGGGGGGUGUUGGUUUAUGGUGAUGGGACUUUCUAUGGGGUUGUGGGGAGGUGGGGUAAGAACGAGUGUGAGUGUCGUCACUGUGCCAUUGUCACCGGUCUGCGCUUGGUUCAAUAGAAGUUCUCCUAACUUGACCCCACUAACCCUCUCUAGUCUGCCUCUGUCUCAGCCAUUGUUCCUGCCCUCUUUGGCUCAAUGACUCCCUGGCAUUCAGCCCUAUUAUUGUGGACGGUUUCAGUAAAAGUGUUGUGGACGCGGAACUAACACAGCCAUCAAUCAGUUGGCCGGUGUAGAGUGUCAAGUGCAGUUUUUGGGGUUGGAAGAGUUCGUCCCCGGGGCGAACGUGGCUGUCCAUCUCUAUUCCGGUCCCCUUCUGUGUUGUUGUGUCUCAGUCUUUGCUUGUAAACACAGAUACAUAGGGCAUGGGAUAGGAAUCUUGGUGUAUGAAUGGAUUAGAGACAGGCAAGGCUCCAGCCAUGGCAUGCUCAAUGCCCCAGGACAAAGUGCUGUGAGGUGUAGUUUACAAACUCAGUUUAAAGUUUUUCCUUUAAUGACUUGUCCCAUAGGGUCUGAGUAUCAACCUCCCUUACUGGUCCUCUUACCUGCUCUUAAAGUGAUUGGGUGAAAAGGUACUUUAUGGGUAAACUACUGUAUAUAGCCAACAUUGAGUUCCUUUGGGAAUUCACUCAUAGUGGGUGAUUAGAUAAACACAUGCAAUAGCAUCACCCCCAGUGUACUGGUCUACAAAAUGAACCAACACUGAUGUUCUCAACCCUAACGGCCAAUGAUCUUCUUCCCCAUUUCUAGAUGUAUGUGGUGCCAAAGAGCUGGCGUUCCUAUUGGAGCCCAGUGACGUCAUUGCUGUGCGGGAUCGGCCGCUAAUGCUGGACUGCCGGGUGGAGGGCGAGGGUCCCAUCUCGAUCACGUGGCGCAAGAACGGGGUGCCAGUAGUCGUGGGGGAGCGUGUACAGGUGCUGCCCAAUGGGACCCUCUUCAUCCAGAGCUUCCAAAAACGACUAGACAGAGGCGGAAGUGAGACGGAUGUUGGAGAGUACGACUGCGCCGCCCAGAACCACUUUGGCAUGCUGGUCAGCCGCAAGGCCCGGGUUCAGCUGGCAUGUGAGUUUACCUCCCUUACAUACUGUUUUAUGGUUACCUAGUGUUAUUUAUGUAAUGGUGACCUACGUAACAGCCGCCUACAGUACAUAAGUCACUUACGUGACACUCAAUACACAUACAGUACAAUACACAGAAAACACUUAACCUAUCUAUACACAACACAAGACAGCAUAGUAUUGAGUAUUAAAGGAAAUUGUUAAUUUGCUCUUGCUGGCAUGGUUGCUCUCCAACAGCCAACCCCUACUUGUUCUAAUUUUACUUAGAAAUAAAUAACUCAUUUUAAAGACUAUAUCAAUACAAAGAUUACCCAUCUUGAGUUAUAGCCGAGGCGACAUUUUACAAAUAACCGAAAUAUGCUUUCAUUACAAGUCAAAGGAAAAAUAUAAAUAGGAGUUACAUGAUUGUCCAGUACAGAAACCAUAGUUUUAGAGUAGCCUUGAAUAACCAAAUAUUGUUUGAGUGUGGUUUGCCAGCACUCUUAUGCCCUGUGCACAUCGUGACGUAUUUAAUUACGCCGUACGUCAUCUUCACAGAGUCUUGCCCCGCUGCUGAAUGGACAAGUGUAGUGUUUGUAACGCAAGAUGGAGGAGAGCCCCUCUCGUCAGAGAUCACAUUUAUUUUGGGAGUUUGCAAAAUAUUACCUUUUCAUUCAAGACAGGAUACAUACAGUGCAUUCGGAAAGUAUUCAGACCCCUUCCCUUUUUCCACAUUUUGUUACGUUACAGCCUUAUUCUAAAAUUGAUUAAAUAAAUACAAAUCCUCAUCAAUCUACACACAAUAUCCCAUAAUGACAAAGCAAUGAUUAUUUUUAUUUUUAUUUAGCAAAUAUACAACAAAUAAAAAACAGAAAUACCUUUAUUUACAUAAGUAUUCAGACCCUUUGCUAUGAGACUCGAAAUUGAGCUCAGGUGCAUCCUGUUUCCAUUGAUCAUCCUUGAGAUGUUUCUACAACUUGAUUGGAGUCCACCUGUGGUAAAUUCAAUUGAUUGGACAUGAUUUGGAAAGGCACACACCUGUUUAUAUAAGAUCCCACAGUUGACAGUGCAUGUCAGAGCAAAUACCAAGCAAUAAGGUUGAAGGAAUUGUCCGUAGAGCUCCGAGACAGGAUUGUGUCGAGGCACAGAUCUGGGGAAGGGUACCAGAAAAUUCCUGCACCAUUGAAGGUCCCCAAGAACACAGUGUCCUCCAUCAUUCUUAAAUAGAAGAAGUUUGGAACCACUUAGACUGUUCCUAGAGCUGGCCGCCCGGCCAAACUGAGCAAUCGGAGAAUGGCCUUGGUCAGGGAGGUGACCAAGAACCCAAUGGUCACUCUGACAGAGCUCCACAGUUCCUCUGUGGAGAUGGGAUAAUCUUCCAGAAGGACAACCAUCUCUGCAGCACUCCACCAAUCAGGCCUUUAUGGUAGAGUGGCCAGACGGAAGCCACUCCUCAGUAAAAGGCACAUGACAGCCUGCUUGGAGUUUGCCUAAAGGCACCUAAAGACUCUCAGACCAUGAGAAACAAGAUUAUCUGGUCUGAUGUAACCAAGAUUGAACUCUUUGGCCUGAAUGCCAAGCGUCACGUCUGGAGGAAGUCUGGCACCAUCCCUACGGUGAAGCAUGGUGGUAGCAGCAUCAUGCUGUGGGGAUGUUUUCAGCGGCAGGGACUGGGAGACUAGUCAGGAUCGAGGGAAAGAUGAACGGAGCAAAGUAUAGAGAGAUCCUUGAUGAAAACCUGCUCCAGAGCGCUCAGGACCUCACUGUAGCUAGUGACCUCCACCUAAUAAUUAUCAUCAAAAACAAAUGUCAUUACAAUCACAAUAAACUUAAAUGGGAAGCAACAGUCAUAUAAUAUAAUUGGCUUACCAGCCAAUGUGUAUUAUUUAACAUUAUUAUUAAAAUAGUACUCACUUAUAGGAAUGGGUAAUUGUUUAUACGUUGCUAGCUAUCCAAUAAGGCCAUCACCGAAACCCCCAUAUAUUCACCUUCUUCUGUGGUUUGGUAAUUUCCUGUUCUUCGACGGACUCUGGCUGGACUGAAGACGACGCAAAGUUUGGAAAAUGUCAAAGUAUGCAGCGUCUCUCUCUCAAUGGAGCCUUCAUCUAUAUGAGAUCACUACAUAUAGUCCCCUUUCUGUCAAAACAGGCUAUAGAGUCUGUUCUGUUUUCCAUACUGCGAACACCAUUGUCGCAUACCUGGCAACCCAAAACCCCCUCGGACUCUAUAGACUCUGUUAUAAAUGAUGCUCCACGCUGAGAACACCUUAGUUGCAUACCUGGCAACCCGAGACCACCUCAGACUUUUUCAUCUCUCGUGUUUCUUUGUGACACUGUGGGUGAUAAAUGGUACACCCCACACCUUCUCUCUCUCCCUUCUCUCUCUCUCUUUCCCUUCUCUCUCUCUCUUUCUCACACACACACACACACAAACACACACACACACACAAACACACACACACACACACGCACACACACACACCUCCACAUACACACGUGACCGAAUGUACGACCUUCUCCUUACCUAUUCCCCCUGACCCCCUCCCUUCGGCCUAAUGAAACCAGGGGGGUUAUGGGUAAUCCAGCAGAAAUAUGGCUGUCACAAUGUAGUGUUCCCUCAAAGCAAUGGGUUGCCAUGGCAAUGCUCUCUCAUUUGGAGACCCCCCUCGGUCCACACCGCCUUAUUGAAUAUGGCAAUGACCAGGCUUUUAGGGCCCCUCUGCGUGUGUGUCUGUGUGUACGUGUGUAUGUACAUGUGCGUGUGUGCAUGUGUACAUCACCCUUCAUCCAGAAUUGAAAUGGACAUUCACUCUCCCUCCCCAUCAGUGGUGAUCACAACAACGCAACACAACCAAAAUGCAGGCGAUCACAACAACUGAAGCCUUAACAUUAAAAUACAUUGGAAUGUUAGCAUUUAAAAAUAAUAAAAAUAAUAAAAAAUAUAACACACACCACUGGUCUCCAAGAUACUGUAUGAAGAUGGAUCCGUCCACCACUCUAGCUCAGCCCCCGUUAAUCACAGACGUGAAUAGACAAAUCCAAUGGUACAACCCAGAAUUCUGUAGCUCAAACACACAAUGUUUAAAAGAGGUUAGAAGUCCAAAGGGCGCCGGUGUCACGAUGGGACUGUAGGAGUUAAUAGAACAAGCUUGGUACACACUUAAAUAUGACAACACAUACAAUAAAAAAUAACACAAACAUGAUAGAUAUUGUAGGCAUUCAUAUGUUGUGUAUAUGAAUAUUAAGUAUAUGUAUAUAUACAUAUUAUAUGUAUAUUUUUGUAUAAUAUUGUUGGCUCUUCUGCUCAUCUUGGACCAGGUCUCCUCUUGCAAAAUAUAUAUUUUAUAUCAAUGAGACUAUCCUGUGUCAAUAAAUGUUAAAUGGAGAUAUAACUUUUUCUGUUCUUUCUUCGUCAGCUCUCCCUAAGUUCCACACCCACCCAGAGUCCAUGUCAGUGGACGAUGGCGGUGUGGCUCGCUUCAAGUGCCAGGUCAACAGUGUGCCCGAGGCCAACAUCACCUGGGAGAGGGACAGAACCCCACUCAGUAACACCGACAACAGGUAACAUCAUCAUAAUAAACUGAAUGUACAAAACAUUACGAACACCUUUCCAUGACAUAGACUGACCAGGUGAAUCCAGGAUAAAGCUAUGAUCCCUUAUUGAUGUCACCUGUUCAAUCAGUAUAGAUGAAAGGGAGGAGACAGGUUAAAGAAGGAUUUUUAAGCCUUGAGACAAUUGAGACAUGGAUUGUGUAUGUGUGCCAUUCAGCGGGUGAAUGGGCAAGACAAAAGAUUUAAGUGCCUUUGAGUGGGGUAUGGAAGUAGGUGCCAGGCGCACUGGUUUGAGUGUGUCAAGAACUGCAGCGUUGCUGGGUUUUUCACGCUCAACAGUUUCCUGUGUGUAUCAAGAAUGGUCCACCACCCAAAGGACAUCCAGCCAACUUGACACAACUGUCGGAAGCUUCGGAGUCAACAUGGGCCAGCAUCCCUGUGGAACGCUUUCGACACCUUGUAGAGUCUAAACCUGACAAAUGGAGGCUGUUCUGAGGGUAAAAGGGGCUGCAACUCAAUAUUAGGAAAGGGUUCCUAAUUAUUUGGACACUCAGUGUAUAUAGGCCUAUACACUCCCACGCACGUACACACGCACACAGACACACACGUUUCAUAACAUUAUUAUUUUGGGAUGAUUGCUAAUGAACUUGGCGCUUGGCGUCACCCAGCAAGAGAGUUUGCCACAUUAGCGAUGUAGCUACCAUGCUGCAGACAGACAUUUUGAAAAAGUAGCAAACUUGGGCAUAGUAGUCAGAAGAACUAUAUGUCACAUAUAUGUGUGCACUCACACCUCUCUGAACCCCUCUCCCUCCCCCUCCUUGUCCAGGUACACGCUCCUGCCCAUGGGUAUCCUCCAGGUGACUGGUGUGAGGCGGAUUGACGCCGGGGUGUACCGUUGUAUGGCCUCCAACAUCGCCAACACACGCUUCAGCCAUGAGGCUGUGCUCAAUGUAACCGGUGAGUGGUACCGACCCCACUCACAUUAAGCCUAGCCCUGGACUAAAAAGCAUGCUCAAUGGCGACUCUCCAUUGAUAGUGCAUCUUAUUCCAAGACUAGUCUUAAUCUGUGUCUGGAAAACCAAACCUUACAGUAUAGAUCACAUAAUUAGAGGGACCUGGCAUUAGUGUAGUUUCAAUGGGUUUGUUCAUGUCGCUUUUUAACCUAUAAUUUAGUUGUUUGGGACACUAUAAAGAAUACUAAACUGACCACGUCUAUGCAAAUCACAUAAAUAUUGAUAAAAUCCCUGUAGGCUAAAGCCAAAGUCCGAACACGGUCUUAGUCAACCGAGGAACCUGUCUUACAGUAGUGUCUUCUCAUUUCUCAUUUUGUGUGUGUUUGUGUUCUUUUUAUCUCUCUACAGGUGGGGCCUCCAGGAUCUACAAGGAGCCAGUUAUCCUCUCUGGGCCCCAGAACCUGACCAUCACUGUCCACCAGACAGCCAUUUUGGAGUGCAUCGCCACAGGGAACCCCCGGCCCAUUGUGUCCUGGAGCAGGCUGGGUAACGACUGUUCUCAUGCAAUCAGAAUGGCAUACAAUGGCCUUAAUUUAUACCACAUUGAGUUAAUGAUAGUAGCUAAACAAUGAGUUGAUCUCUGUAUCAGCUAUUCUGCGUAUUAUGCACUAUGUUGCUCUAUAGACGAGUUAGCUGAGAACGUCACAAAAACAACGUGCACACUUCAAUUGGGCAGAAGGCCGUUGUUGUUGUGAUUCUGGAUGACCACAUAGCUAGCAACAAUGACAAGAAACUGCCAUGUGGGGAAUCGUAGGUGGGUAGUUUCAGUUAGUUUUAUCUUGUUCUUGUUACCAUGCCUUGUUUUGAGGUGUUUUGUCUGAUGUCACUUCUAUGCUAACGUGGCAGAAAUUUGCUAGCUAGCUAACCAACAACUGUAACGAUGUAUGUGAGAGACAACAAGUGCUCAUUGUGCAAUUGUAUUUAUGUUUUUAAUAAACAUUGGAAACUAAAUAUAGUUUACAUGUUGUCAACAAUCUGCAAUAUUAAGCUGAUCUACACUCCAAAAAAAUAAAUAUUAAUACUAAUAAUAAAAAUUUAAAAAACAAUCUAAGCCAAACCCGUUUUUCCCCAUAGUUAUGCACGCAUUGAUUUUGUUGCUAAAUAAAAUAAAAUAAAAUAAAAAUUUAUUUGCCACAUGCACCGAAUACAGCCCUUAACCAACAAUGCAUUUAUUUCUUAAUAAAAAAGUAAAAUAAUACAACAACAACAAAAAAGUGUUGAGAAAGAAAGAGCAGAAGUAAAAUAAAAUAACAGUAGGGAGGCUAUAUACAGGGGGGUAGAAGCUGUUGAGAAGCCUUUUGGACCUAGACUUGGUGCUCCGGUACUGCUUGCCGUGCGGUAGCAGAGAGAACAGUCUAUGACUAGGUUGGCUGGAGUCUUUGACAAUUUUGAGGGCCUUCCUCUGACACCAACAACCAACCCUCCUGUAAGCUUAAGGUUUCAAACUUGAUUUUCAUUGAAUCCUGUGUUUUUUUGUAAUAUGUUGGCCUAUGUCUUAUUCCUUUGUGUGUGUGUGUGCUCUCUCCAGAUGGGCGCUCCAUUGGGGUGGAGGGCAUCCAGGUGUUGGGCACUGGAAACCUGAUGAUCUCGGACGUGUCGCUGCAGCACUCGGGGGUGUACGUGUGCGCCGCCAACCGCCCCGGGACCAGGAUGAGGCGUACUGCGCUGGGAAGACUGGUGGUGCAAGGUGAGCUCCCUCCUAACACUUAUACCCUUUUCACACUACUAUGCCCAAGUAACCCGAGCUAAGCUGUACUGAGCUGGCCUGGUUUCACAUCCACCAAUGUUGCUGGCACUGUGCUGAAAAGGACAAUGUGAAAAGAAAAUAUCAGAGCCAGCAGAGUACAGUUAAGGUCAACACAAUAGUCUGAAAAGUGUAAUACUGUACCUGCCUCACCUCACUAAGAGGCAGAGCCUGAAGGCUGAAUCAAAGUCAAGUUUAAAUAAUUCAUUAAGCAUUUAUACAGUAAGUGAUAUCCUCCAAGAAUGGCUUUACAUGUCACAGAGUGAGCCAAUGGUUCUAUGGUUUCAACCCAGUGCUGCUGAUCACACUGACCAUCAACUGACCAUGACACUGACAGAUACACAUGAUCACAGGAGCAGGAUAGGGGAUGGGGGGGGUCAAUGUCCAGAAGGUGGGGUGGUGGUGGGGGUGGAGGUGUGUGGGUGUAGGGUUUGGGCUUUGGGCUUUUGGGACUGGCUGACCCCGUCACAUUAUCCUGUAUUGGAUUUGGCCAUGACUUCUGCCAGGGAAGGGAAGGAAAAGGGGUGGGUUUGGGAGAGAGGAGUCGAUACCCACGGUUCACCCUCUCACCUCACCUUUGGCCCCCUUAGAGCUUUGAAGGGAGGGGUGAGGUGCAGGUGGGGAUGGGGGUUGGUCAUUUUUGGUGAUACUAUUGGCGCGAGAGAGACCCUGGGCUCCCACUUGUAAUUAAGCAUUGACACUGGUCUCCAGCUGGACUUGUGUGUGUCCACUGCUGCCAUUACCUCAUCCAUCAGGCCCAUCCAUCACCCAGCAACUGUCCAUACGUUCACCGUCCUCAUAUUUCACCCUCCCCCAUUUUAAUUGGCUAUUCUAAGGGUUGACCAAUAUACUGAGGACCACACAAGGGUCACAACACCUCUGGUUAAUGUGAGAGACCAACAACAUAAUAGGAAAAAAAUAGCCCUACCAUAAACAACUAUGGAUAGGAUUACAGUGCAUUCGGAAAGUAUUCAGACCCUUUGACUUUUUCCACAUUUUGUGACAUUACAGCCUUAUUCUAAAAAGUUUUUAUUUGUAUAUCUCAUCAAUCUACACAUAAUACCCCAUAAUGACAAAGUGAAAACAGAAAUAGCUUAUUUACAUAAGUAUUCAGACCCUUUACUAUGAGACUCGAAAUUGAGCUCAGGUGCAUCCUGUUUACAUUGAUCAUCCUUGAGAUAUUUCUACAACUUGAUUAGAGUCAACCUGGGAUAAAUUCAAUUGAUUGGACAUGAUUUGGAAAGGCAAACACCUGUCUAUAUAGGUCCCACAAUUGACAGUGCAUGUCAGAGCAAAAACCAAGCCAUGAGGUCGAAGGAAUUGUCCAUAGAGCUCCGAGACAGGAUUGUGUCGAGGCACAGAUCUUGGGAAGGGUACCAAAACAUUUCUGCAGCAUUGAACGUCCCCAAGAACACAGUGGCCUCCGUCAUUCUUAAAUGGAAGAAGUUUGGAACCACCAAGACUCUUCCUAGAGCUGGCCGCCCGGCCAAACUGAGCAAUCGGGGGAGAAGGGCCUCGGUCAGGGAGGUGACCAAGAACCCGAUGGUCACUCUGACAGAGCUCCAGAGUUCCUCUGUGGAGAUGGGAGAACCUUCCAGAAGGACAACCAUCUCUGCAGCACUCCACCAAUCAGGCCUUUAUGGUAGAGUGGCCAGAUGGAAGCCACUCCUCAGUAAAAGGCACAUGACAGCCCACUUGAACUUUUCCAAAAGGCACCUAAAGACUCUCAGACCAUGACAUACAAGAUUCUCUGGUCUGAUGAAACCAAGAUUGAACUCUUUAGGCCUGAAUGCCAAGCAUCACAUCUGGAGAAACUUGGCACCAUCCCUAUGGUGAAGCAUGGUGGUGGCAGCAUCAUGCUAUGGGGAUGUUUUUUGGCAGGGACUGGGAGACUAGUUAGGAUCGAUGGAAAGAUGAACGGAGCAAAGUACAGAGAGAUCUUUGAUGAAAACCUGCUCCAGAGCGCUCAGGACCUCAGACUGGGGUGAAGGUUCACCUUCCAACAGGACAACGACCCUAAGCACACAGCCAAGACAAUGCAGGAGUGGCUUUGGGACAAGUCUCUGAAUGUCCUUGAGUGUCCCAGCCAAAGCCCGGACUUGAACUCUAUCGAACAUCUCUGGAGAGACAUGAAAAUAGCUGUGUAGCGAGAGGAUCUGCAGAGAAGAAUGGGAGAAACUCCCCAAAUACAGGUGUGCCAAGCUUGUAGCGUCGUACCCAAGAAGACUCGAGGCUAUAAUUGCUGCCAAAGGUGCUUCAACAAAGUACUGAGUAAAGGGUCUGAAUACUUAAGUAAAUGUGAUAUUUGCAAAAAUGUCAAAAAAACUGUUUUUGCUUUGUCAUUAUGGGAUAUUGUGUGUAGAUUGAUGAGGGGGGAAAAUGAUUUAAUCAUUUUGAGAAUAAAGCUGUAACGUAACAACAUUUGGAAAAAGUCAAGGGAUCUGAAUACUUUCCGAAUGCACUAUAUAUUAGAAUGUAAUCAUGUUUUUGCUCCCCUGCCUCUCUAGAAGCGAUAAUUGCCACUGAAUAUGUAACUGAUACUGUAUAUGCAAUAUAUUGAUGUAAUAUACAGUUGAAGUCGGAAGUUUACAUACACCUUAGCCAAAUACAUUUAAACUCAGUUUUUCACAAUUCCUGACAUUUAAUCCUAGUAAAAAUUCCCUGUCUUAGGUCAGUUAGGAUCACCACUUUAUUUUAAGAAUGUGAAAUGUCAGAAUAAUAGUACAGAGAAUGAUUUAUUUCAGCUUUUAUUUAUUUCAUCACAUUCCCAGUGGGUCAGAAGUUUACAUACACUCAAUUAGUAUUUGGUAGCAUUGCCUUUAAAUUGUUUAACUUGGGUCAAACGUUUCGGGAAGCCUUCCACAAGCUUCCCACAAUAAGUUGGGUGAAUUUUGGUCCAUUCCUCAUGACAGAGCUGGUGUAACUGAGUCAGGUUUGUAGGCCUCCUUGCUCGCACAUGCUUUUUCAGUUCUGCCCACACAUUUUCUAUAGGAUUGAGGUCAGGGCUUUGUGAUGGCCACACCAAUACCUUGACUUUGUUGUCCUUAAGCCAUUUUGUCACAACUUUGGAAGUAUGCUUGAGGUCAUUGUCCAUUUGGAAGACCCAUUUGCGACCAAGCUUUAACUUCCUGACUGAUGUCUUGAGAUGUUGCUUCAAUAUAUCCACAUAAUUAUCCUUCCUCAUGAUGCCAUCUAUUUUGUGAAGUGCACCAGUCCCUCCUGCAGCAAAGCACCCCCACAGCAUGAUGCUGCCACCCCAGUGCUACACGGUUGGGAUGGUGUUCUUCAGCUUGCAAGCAUUCCCCUUUUUCCUCCAAACAUAACAAUGGUCAUUAUGGCCAAACAGUUCUAUUUUUGUUUCAUCAGACCAGAGGACAUUUCUCCAAAAAGUACGAUCUUUGUCCCCAUGUGCAGUUGCAAACCGUAGUCUGGCUUUUUUAUGGCGGUUUUGGAGCAGUGGCAUCUUCCUUGAUGAGCGGCCUUUCAGGUUAUGUCGAUGUAGGACUCAUUUUACUGUGGAUAUAGACACUUUUGUACCUGUUUCCUCCAGCAUCUUCACAGGGUCCUUUGCUGUUGUUCUGGGAUUGAUUUGCACUUUUCACACCAAAGUACGUUCAUCUCUAGGAGAUAGAACGUGUCUCCUUCCUGAGCGGUUCCCAUGGUGUUUAUACUUGCGUACUAUUGUUUGUACAGAUGAACGUGGUACCUUCAGGCGUUUGGAAAUUGCUCCCAAGGAUGAACCAGACUUGUGGAGGUCUACACAUUUUUUUCUGAGGUCUUUGCUGAUUUCUUUUGAUUUUCCCAUGAUGUCAAGCAAAGAGGCACUGAGUUUGAAGGUAGGCCUUGAAAUACAUCCACAGGUACACCUCCAAUUGACUCAAAUGAUGUCAAUUAGCCUAUCAGAAGCUUCUAAAGCCAUGACAUCAUUUUCUGGAAUUUUCCAAGCUGUUUAAAGGCACAGUCAACUUAGUGUAUGUAAACUUCUGACCCACUGGAAUUGUGAUACAGUGAAUUAUAAGUGAAAUAAUCUGUCUGUAAACAAUUGUUGGAAAAAUUACUUGUGUCAUGAACAAAGUAGAUGUCCUAACCGACUUGCCAAAACUAUAGUUUGUUAACAAGACAUUUGUGGAGUGGUUGAAAAACGAGUUUUAAUGACUCCAACCUAAGUGUAUGUAAACUUCUGACUUCAACUGUAUCUAACAUUGUAUUUGCACUUUCAAAGUAAAUCACUAUAUUCCAAUAUCUUUAGCUUUUCCUUAAUGACCUAGCCAAAUAUACAGUGAGGGAAAAAAGUAUUUGAUCCCCUGCUGAUUUUGUAUGUUUGCCCACUGAUUAGACAUGGUCAGUCUAUAAUUUUAAUGGUAGGUUUAUUUGAAUAGUGAGAGACAGAAUAACAAAACAAAAAUCCAGAAAAAAAGCAUGUCAAAAAUGUUAUCCAUUGAUUUGCAUUUUAAUGAGGGAAAUAAGUAUUUGACCCCUCUGCAAAACAUGACUUAGUACUUGGUGGCAAAACCCUUUUUGGCAAUCACAGAGGUCAGACGUUUCUUGUAGUUGGCCACCAGGUUUGCACACAUCUCAGGAGGGAUUUUGUCCCACUCCUCUUUGCAGAUCUUCUCCAAGUCAUUAAGGUUUCGAGCCUGACGUUUGGCAACUCAAACCUUCAGCUCCCUCCACAGAUUUUAUAUGUGAUUAAGGUCUGGAGACUGGCUAGGCCACUCCAGGACCUUAAUGUGCUUCUUCUUGAGCCACUCCUUUGUUGCCUUGUCCGUGUGUUUUGGGUCAUUGUCAUGCUGGAAUACCCAUCCACGACCCAUUUUCAAUGCCCUGGCUGAGGGAAGGAAGUUCUCACCCAAGAUUUGACAGUACAUGGCCCCGUCCAUCGUCCCUUUGAUGCGGUGAAGUUGUCCUGUCCCCUUAGCAGAAAAACACCCCCAAAGCAUAAUGAUUCCACCUCCAUGUUUGACGGUGGGGAUGGUUGUUCUUGGGGUCAUAGGCAGCAUUCCUACACCUCCAACACGGCGAGUUGAGUUGAUGCCAAAGAGCUCGAUUUUGGUCUCAUCUGACCACAAAACACUUUCACCCAGUUCUCCUCUGAAUCGUUCAGAUGUUCAUUGGCAAACUUCAGACGGGCCUGUAUAUGUGCUUUCUUGAGCCAGGGGGACCUUGGCGGGCGUGCAGGAUUUCAGUCCUUCACGGCGUAGUGUGUUACCAAUGUUUUCUUGGGGGCCCCCCCUUGCUUUCAAUGCCUUUUUAGUUUUUUAAAAACAACAUCUUCCCCCCUCAAAACCAAAUUCCGCUUAACCCUUUUUUUAACCCAACCCCCCCCCCAACCCCCAGUUUAAAAAAAGAAAGAAAAAGACCUUUGACCCCAUUGCUCAACAACAACUCCCUCCAAGCCUUUUAUAGAUCCCGGGGAUCUGUAUUGGUGUCUGUAUGUUUAAAGAAAUUGGGGCCCAUCGGAAGGAGAGCAGUUUGGGGAAUAUUAAAUCUAUGCCUCCAUUGAUUAAUGGUCUUCUAUUGAAAUGGGUGUCUCUAUGACCCUUGACCCCCCCCCCCCCCCCCCACACACACACACACCCUCCAAUACUCACAACCUAAUCUCUCCAUCCCUCCCUCCAUCUCUCUCCCUUCUUUCUUUCUCCAUCUCUCUCUCUCUCUCUUUCUCUAUCUCUCUGUCUCUUCUCUCGCACUCUCUCAAUUCAAUUUCAAUAUAAGGGGCUUUAUUGGCAUGGGAAACAUAUGUUUACAUUGCCAAAGCAAGUGAAAUAGACAAUAAACAAAAGUUAAAUAAACAAUACAAAAUGAACAGUAAACAUUACACUCACAAAAGUUCCAAAAUAAUAAAGACAUGUAAAAUGUUAUAUUAUGUCUAUAUACAGUGUUGUAAUGAUGUGCAAAUAGUUAAAGUACAAAAGGGAAAAUAAAUAAACAUAAAGGUUGCAUUUACCUCCCCCUUCUCUCCCUCUCUCUCUACCUCUCCCCUGGACCCUGUUUCUCUCUCUUCCCAGGCCCAGUCUCUCUGGGUCUCUGCCAGGGAGGGGUGAGGGCAGGGGUGAUGGGGGUGUCAGUGUCAAUAGAUCAAUUAGGUGGUUAGGGGGGAAAGGGGCUGGGGGUCUCUACAUAUAUGCAUGUCCCAUUGUGUGCUAUUGAGCCUGGUGUCAGGCGGGACAACGAACCCUGCAUCUGUCCCGAGGACACCGGAGGGCCAGGCAGGGUCAGAGGGGGAUAGAGAAGUGGGGACUGGGGCUAGGGUUAGGUUAGGCUAUCCUCUGGAAGUCUAGGCUCUCCCUAUGUUAAGGUCAAGCUCCGGGAAGAGGAGAGGAGGGGAAAUCAUUGGGAAUGUUUUUAUAGAUCUGUUGUGGUAAAUGUAGGGAUGUUUGUAUGUAUUGAUACACAUUGAGGUAUAUGUAAUGUGGGUAGUAUGCUGUAGGCUACUAUAACUAGGGACAAAGUGUUUUUCCUCGUCAGGUUACAUGGUCAGGACAAACUCAGGGAUCUACUGUGUAUUUAGAUAGUUACAUUUGAGCUAUGUUUCUACCAGGUUAGAGGAAACUGUAUAAAAUGAUAUGGUCUAGAGAUAUGGUAAAAUCAAAUUCACUUCUCAAGGUCCUUACUAUAAGGACUGCAGUGAUCAUAAACACAUUUAUAUGAUAGUACAGCUGCCCAAAACCAUGAUCAGUACUGCCCUCUAUAGUUCAUUAUAAGACUGACAGCACAUAGAACUCAAUGCUCUCCCCCAAAAGGCCUUGUCAUUCUAAUCAUUCUAACCUUUCUUCCUCUCUCUCAUUCUAAUCUUUCUUUCCUCUAAUGUCAUCCUCCGCUUUUAUUCAUCCUCCUUUUUUGUACAAUCGUUCUUCUACCUUCUUCCUAUUUUUUCUCCAAACAACCUUUGUAUCCCUCCAAUUAUCACUAACCCGUUUAAUCUCCUCUCUUCUCCUCUCCUAUUGCCCUCCUUCCAUUUUCCUCAUAUCUUCCACCUCCCCUCUUGACUUUUUGAAAGUUCUAUAUUUUACUUUCAUGCACAGUUACAUAGUAUCACAAGCAAAAGCAAUUGUAUAUACAAUUUUGCAACAGUGAUACAAGGAUUAAUCAAUACACUUACACACACAAUACACUUACAACAAAUACAUAAUUUUCUCCCCACCAGCUCCCCCUGAGUUCAUGCAGUGGCCGCAGUCUGUCUCAAAACCAGCGGGAGGCAGUGCUGUGUUCACCUGUGUGGCCCAGGGCGUCCCCGAGCCUCACCUCAUCUGGCUGAAGAAUGGCAAGAUCCUGACGCCUGGUGACAACGUCAAGCUCACCAACAACAACAGGUACAGUACACCAGAGGUGUAUUCAUCCCACCGAUUCCGUUGCAAAACAUUUCUUAAACGGAAGCAAACGGAAUGAAACAGGGAGGGAACUCCCUGAAUUUGUCCAAUAGAAACUCUUGUUUUGCUGUGUUUGCUUCCGUUUGGUGCUUAAACGGUAGGCAGUUUACAUAAUGAAUACAGCGCUGGGUUUACAUUUAAGUAUUUUAGUCAUUUAGUCUUAUCUAUAGUGAAUUAGGUCUAUAGUCAGUGCAUUCAACUUAAGUAGGGAAAACAAACACAUAUCAAAAUCAUUGCAAGUAAAACGUUCAUCGACAAUAGACGCUAAAUCUGCAAAAUCAGCGUUUCCCCUAUAUUAUUUUCCAAGGGGGAUCAUAUAGACCCCGAAAUCAACAUCCAGGUUCUCUGGAACCAAGGUUGUCCAUUGAAAGCAGAAACGAACUACUUUAGUCGUGCAGCAACAGAGAUUAUUUUGUUAUUCCCACAUACUAGCAGUUGAUAUAGUCUAAUGUCCAUGAACAGAAAUUGUGAAAUACGUGUAAAAUCUAUUUUGAAAUAAUGUUGAUCUUUCCAUUAUCCUGUAUUUAAUGUUUUUGCCUUGACGUAUCCGAUACAUUAUUUAUAAACUUCCAAUUUAACUGAAUGAUGUGUAAACUGUGGGACCAUGGUCCCAUCCAAUCAAUUAAUAUAAAUCAGUUAGUGCUGGUAUGAUAUCAUUCUCAUCAAGACUGGUCAGACCUACAGAAGAACAGUUCAUAUAUUUCACCACAAGGUGGCAAUGUUUGAUAGUGGCUGACAUUUCCCUCUGUGAAGUAGGCUGAAGUUCUGCAUUUACACUGAACACGAGAGGAUGGGAUUCAUUUGCUUCCUGAUUAUGUUUUGAAUCACAAAGAAUUUCAUUUUAUAUCUGAAUAUUUGUUUGAAUGUAUAUUCAUACAACCGACCCAUCUUUUAGAAAUGAACCCUUGUUGUUUACCCAAUAUAUCAAUGUUUUAAUAUGUCCUAACUCAAAUAAAAAGUUUCUAAUCUUUAAACUCCAUCCUCCAGCACCCUGGCCGUGACGCGCAUCACCUCGGAGGACGAGGCCAUCUACCAGUGCAUCGCUGAGAACAUGGCCGGCACCAACCAGGCUAGCGCCCGUCUGGCCGUGUCCCUGGCCAAGGAUCUACCCGACUCCCCCCAGGGCCUCACCUCCUCCGCCCUCUCCCCCAGCGCCCUGCAGCUCGCCUGGAUCCAGCCGCCCGUAGAGAUCACCGACGGCAUCAUCGGCUAUGUGCUCCACAUCCGCAAGAUCGGCGGUGAGUGAGAGUCUUUGUGUGAUAAUCUAUUAGUGUUCAAAGCAGAGCUAGGAGUAAGAUAUUUCUUAAUUGCCUAAAAAAAAACUGUUCUCUCGUUGCCUCCUCUCCUUCAUUGUGCUGAUCUAAAAGAACUGGCCAGGUGAAAGCCAGCCUAAUGACAGGACAGAUUGUUAAGCAAUUGAGAUAGUAUUUUGUUUUCUUUAAAAUACUUUAGCAGCACUUGACUGAGUGUGCUGCAAUGGAACCUAACCCUAAUGAUAAUACUGCUUGUUGUUCCCCCCAGAGCCAGACAGCAGAGAGCUGCAGGAAGCAGUCAGUAAAACCACCUUCCAGCACGACUUCACCAACCUGGAGCCAGCCACCACCUACUCCAUCUACCUCAAGGCCUACUCCCCACUGGGUGCCAGCCAGCAGUCCAGCACUGUGGUGGCCACAACACUAGGGGGUGGUAAGUCACCAGGAAUAUGCUAUUGCAACGAUCAGUUUACCCUCCCCAAAUCAUUUUAGUCAUUUAGCAGACGCUCUUAUCCAGAGCGACUAACAGUUAGUGAGUGCAUACAUGUUUUUUGUUUUUUUCAUACUGGCCCCCCGUGGGAAUCAAACCCACAACCCUGGCGUUGCAAGCGCCAUGCUCUACCAACUGAGCUACAAUCCUAACCAUAAACAGCUCCCUGUGGGAAACAUAAAGGGUUACACUUUAUAAUUACUUUCAACAAUAACCAUUUAUAAACGGUGUAUGAAUACUGUACUAUUAUACCUAUAGUGUACAUAUACUAUUAAUAAAUGAGUAUUGUAGUAUUUGUAAACAUUUGUAAACAUGUACUCACAUAUAUAAGCAUUCCCAAACGUUUAUAAGCAUAAAUAAUAUAUUUAAAUGUAACCAAAUAAAUGGGUUCUAUUAUAUUAUGGGGGGAAUGUAAAACUGACCUUUGAUAAGUGUCUAGUAGCUCCAUGUACAUUGCACAAAGCGGACAGCAGAGUGCUUAGGAUGAUUUAGCUAGACUAGUGUAAGAUUGAGAUUUUUUUUAAUGGUUCUACGGCCUGAUAGCCUGCCUGGUUAUUUACAACCUGUAAUCGAUCGUAGGUGUUUAUCUCCUCUUCCCUCUCUUGAUGUAAUUUCAUCAUUUUUACCUCUCACAUCCCCCUUUUCUCAUCGGGUCUCUCCAUGUCUGUGCACUUAUUUCAAUUCCCAUAUACUAUUCCACUCGUCUACCAUCACUGAUAAACACUCCCUUGUUUUUCCUCCCUGUCUUACUAUCUCUUUGAGUUUUAUCAUCAUUCCAUCCUCACCCCUCUCUUUUUCUCUCUUUCCAUUUGUCUUCAAUUCAUACACCAUAUCUCUUUCAUACUGCUUCUCUAACCAACUCUACACUCUUUCUAUCUUUCUGCUGUCCUUUUCAAUCUUUGAUUAAUUUCAAUUUUUUUCAUCCAAUGUUCUAAUCUUCAUCUCUCCUCCUGUAGUGCCCACUCCCCCAACCUUCUUCACCAAGGUGGUGAACUCCACUGCAGUCCAGGUGUUAUGGGAGCUCCCCAGCAAGCCUGGCAAGGCAGAGGGCUUCAGGCUCACCUACCGCAGGGUCCCCCAUGCCGACUUCCAGGGGCCAGUUCAGUUCCCUUGCCACGUCAAUGCCCACACCAUCUCCCGCCUUGGUGAGUGAGAGAGCUUUAAAUGGUUGCAGCGGUGCAGAGACUAACAAUUACCCCAUAUUUGAAUGAUUAUGUGACAGCGAGUUAAUUACCAUGCACAUGGAAGAUCAACGUAAUAUCCCUCUGGAGCAGAGAAAUGUGAAACGGAGAUCUUCAAACGUUCCUUGAGGUUUUUUGUCUGACAUGUUUUGCUGUAUCUGUAAAAAAAAAGAAAAGAAAAAAAGUGACAUGUAAGCCACCUAGUGGAAGAUUACUGGAUGGGUUAGUGUCAGCUACUGAUUGGCAUCAUUGCAUUCAGAGCAUAAGCUUUCUCAUACUGCAGCAAUGACUUAAUCUAUAUCGAGAGAUUAAAAGAGGGAGACAGGGGAGGAUGUUGGCGGUAUCAAGACAUAGAUGCCAGAGAGAGAUGACAGAGUGAGAGAGUUGAGAAGAAAGACAGUUGUAAGUGGGUUAGGGAGGGAGGCAUUAGGGCAAAGGAACAGUCCAGGGAAGAGUGAAAAAUGACAUGCUCCCCAACUUCAAUCUCUUUCAAUCGCCCAAUCAAUAGCUUUGCUUUUAAUCGCGCAAGCAGUCAAUAACACUCUGUCAAUAUCUCCCCAUUUAAAAAAUAUGACCUUCGAAAUUGUCGAAGGGAAUUUAUAAUGUGACACUGUCACAAUGACUUGUUCUUGCAGAAACCGGCGCGGUGUAUGAAGUCAAACUAGUAGCCUAUAACGGGAACGGCGAGAGCGACUGCUCCAAGAGGCUGGUGUCACUGGCAGAAGACGGCACCAGCGCCAAAACCAGUGGUGAGUGUCCAAUAAAUAUUAGAGUCGAGUCAGUAUUGAGUAAUAAACACUAUUUUCUAGACAAGUAUUAGUUAUUUGGUGAUCUUCUGUCCUUUUUGCUUCAAGUGUAUUUUGGAGUGAAUCUAUUAGUUAGACUUGUGUUUGGCAUUGCCAUAUGAUCCAAUCUGUCUUCCCAUCAUUUUACUGACUGUGUAUUUGUGCUGGCUAAUGAAUGUAUGGAUGUACUCAUCAUGUGUUUCUUGGUUGCAGGUGGGGAGACCCAGUGUACCUGUAGACAGGAGAGCGAGGGCUCGAUGGGCGGUAUCGUGGUUGGCAUUCAUAUCGGCAUGGCCUGCAUCAUCUUCUGUGUGCUCUUCCUCAUGUUUGGAUACCGUCACAGGUAAGGAGGGGCCCUAUCUGAUGGGACCACUAGGUGUUGCUUUGCUUCUAGUACUGUACUUCCAUUGUCAGAUUGGGUUUUUAAGGCCAGGUAAACUUUAGAUAUAUCCUGAUCACCUAUGAUUUAUCUUGGCAGAGUAAGAUUAUGAAUGUCAACUUUGGUAUAUUAUAUGUUAGUUGUAUUCGUAAAAUUGUGUGUGUUGUUCUUAGAGUGGACUUGUGUGCAUGUAAUAUUGAAACGUAUUAAUGUCCCUAGUUUGUUCUGCAGUAAAGGGACUCAGUACAGCUGGUCUGUGCCAAAGGGGGAGGACCGGGGACAGCUGGGACAAAACGGGAUCCCCAAAGAGGGGGUCACUCGUCCUGCAGAAGUCACCCUCGAAUUAGUGCCUCAGGUAGGAGGACCGGUGCACUGACACAUUGGCAGACUAACCUGACUCAUUCACUGCACAGCAAACAUUAAGCUAACCUCUCACGCAAUGUGGCCAUUAGUUUUGUUCGCCCAAGGUUCCAUUGGCUAUUUUCAUCCCUGUAACAGACAGGAGGUGACUGAAUAGAUGUCGCCGUCUAAUAAUUGAAUCAUCGAUGACAUCAGAGCUGCAGGAUAUGGGUUGCCAGGACACACGCAUUGACAUCACAGUUGUUUUUGACGUCACAGUUGUUUGGCCACCAGGUGUAACUCAGUUUCUAAAACAAAGUUGACACCUUCAGGACAUCUGGAGUUGCCGAUAUCUCAGGAUGAAUUGAACUAUCAUGCUCGCAAUCCCAUCUCUUUGUUGUCACAAGCUCAUCCAACUAUUCAAUCUGAGAUCUAGAUCUCAUCUGUCUGUGAUUUCUGACCCCAUGAUAGAUUACAAGCCUUAGGGCUCUAGUCAAUCAAACCUGGAUUUGUUACCACUGAACGAAACAUUGUUACCACGUCAAGCAAAAAGGACAUUACUUCAAGGCGUUCUAGAGACUAGGGUGUGUUUUUCGAAAGCUUUGGGGCUAACGCGGAACUUAAUUUUUUUAUUUGAUUGAAUUGGAUCUCCAGAGUUGUGUUGAACAAUAUUGAUGUUACUAUGUCCAGGAGUAGAAAUUGUGAACAAGAUGAUUGGUCAACCACAAUGCAGAAGCAAUCAUCAGUGGACAAAAGGAGGGAUAUGAUCAAAGUUGAUAAAUAAUAGACUGACACUCUGUCUUUUGUCUCUCUUUCUUUUACAGAGUCAUGACUCCACCUGUCAGGGAGGGGCUCCGGUGCGUCCGGCCCAAGGCCAGGUCCUCAUCGAGCAACACUCGUCUGGUCUGCCUGGAAUGGGCACUGGCUAG